AAAUAUAACUAAACAAAGUCAUUAUAAUUUCCUCACUUUACGCCAAAGUUUGAUUAAACUUCAAUUAUUUUUACUUGUUCUUUAUUUAUCUCCAUUUUUACAACAAUGGUUCUCUCAAAAACUUCCUCUGAAUCUGAUGUUUCUGUACACUCCACCUUUGCUUCUCGCUAUGUUCGAACUUCACUUCCAAGGUUUGAGAUGCCAGAAAAUUCUAUCCCAAAAGAGGCAGCAUACCAAAUAAUUAAUGAUGAGUUGAUGCUUGAUGGCAAUCCAAGGUUGAAUUUGGCAUCAUUUGUGACAACAUGGAUGGAGCCAGAAUGUGAUAAGCUUAUGAUGUCUUCAAUUAACAAGAAUUAUGUUGACAUGGAUGAAUACCCUGUUACCACUGAGCUUCAGAAUCGAUGUGUGAAUAUGAUAGCACGUUUAUUCAAUGCGCCUUUAGAAGAGGAAGAAGCAGCAAUUGGUGUUGGCACAGUGGGGUCAUCAGAGGCCAUAAUGUUAGCGGGCCUAGCCUUCAAGAGGAACUGGCAAAACAAACGCAAAGCUGAGGGAAAGCCUUAUGAUAAGCCCAAUAUUGUUACUGGCGCUAAUGUUCAGGUGUGUUGGGAGAAAUUUGCAAACUACUUUGAAGUGGAAUUGAAAGAAGUAAAGCUAAGGGAAGGGUACUAUGUGAUGGACCCAAUGAAAGCUGUGGAAAUGGUAGAUGACAACACCAUUUGUGUUGCUGCUAUUUUGGGUUCAACUCUUAAUGGAGAAUUUGAAGAUGUCAAACUCUUGAAUGAUCUGCUCAUUCAAAAGAACAAGCAAACUGGAUGGGAUACACCAAUUCAUGUGGAUGCAGCAAGUGGUGGAUUCAUUGCACCAUUUAUCUACCCAGAGUUGGAAUGGGACUUUAGGCUUCCUUUAGUGAAAAGUAUUAAUGUGAGUGGACACAAAUAUGGACUUGUCUAUGCUGGUAUUGGUUGGGUUAUUUGGAGGACUAAACAAGACUUGCCUGAACAACUCAUUUUUCACAUCAAUUAUCUUGGUGCUGAUCAACCUACUUUUACUCUCAAUUUCUCCAAAGGUUCAAGUCAAAUCAUUGCUCAAUAUUAUCAACUUAUCCGGUUGGGCUACGAGGGAUAUCGAAAUGUAAUGGAAAAUUGUCGUGAAAACGCCAUUGUGUUAAGAGAAGGACUUGAAAAAACAGGACGUUUCAACAUAGUCUCUAAAGAUGAAGGUGUCCCAUUGGUGGCCUUUUCCCUCAAGGACAAUAGUCUUCACAACGAAUUUGAGGUCUCUGAGACGCUCCGUAGGUUCGGGUGGAUUGUCCCUGCCUACACUAUGCCAGCUGACGCUCAACACAUCACAGUGUUGCGCGUCGUGAUUCGGGAGGACUUCUCCCGAACCUUGGCAGAGCGUCUCGUCUUUGACAUCGUCAAAGUCCUCCACGAGCUCGACACGCUUCCGGCUAGGUUGAGUGCCAAAAUGGAGGAGAAUUUGGUGAUCAAGAAUAAUAAUGGAAAGAAAACAGAAAUUGAAGUUCAAAGGGAAGUUACUGAUUUUUGGAAGAAGUUUGUUUUAGCUAGGAAAGCAGCUGUUUGCUAGGGAAGGAUUACUUGUUGAAGGAAUAAUGAAGUAUUAGUAGUAACUUUUUAUUAUUAAUUUUACAAAAAUUACCAAUUUUCUUUUUGACUAUCUUGAUGAGUAACUAACAAAAUUUUAUGAAGGAUGAUAGGUGUAUCAUCUUUUGUUCUAUUACGAUUGCUAUGUUACAUUACACCUCUAUUUAUUAUUCUUGUGGAA
Solanum pennellii is the source of this 1785-nucleotide messenger RNA. Its product is annotated as glutamate decarboxylase 4. The record is from RefSeq and is a predicted model, not a curated record. The transcript is spliced from 7 exons. The coding region runs from base 106 to 1587 and encodes 493 amino acids. Gene Ontology annotation, cellular component: cytosol. Gene Ontology annotation, molecular function: pyridoxal phosphate binding; glutamate decarboxylase activity. Gene Ontology annotation, biological process: L-glutamate catabolic process. Lineage: Eukaryota; Viridiplantae; Streptophyta; Magnoliopsida; Solanales; Solanaceae.